CAAUUGGAGCAGAAGGAGAAAGCAGCACCUGCAGAGAGCAGUGUGGAUUGCUUUGUGAGGAGCACGAUCCAUGCAAUCUGUGACUCCCACCGACCGACUUCCACCUGCACUGACCAACCAAGAACAUGUUUCUUUUCGGGACGAAAAGACUAAGGUGGGGGUAGUGUUGUAACUCUGCCUUGCACCAGUGCUUGAGGUGCGCACUAGCGUACUAGUGAACGUAAACAGGAAGACACUAGAAGAGAGAGAAGAACAGUGCAUCAGGAACUGUGAAGAGUCUGAAGUUUUGGGAAACUAAGAGGCCAACUUUUGUGUUCCCUGAAGGUUGUAGUAGGGAUCUGAAGCGAAGCGGGGAAGGCUGUCGUUGGUUCACAUUCGGUGUCCAGCUUGAAUCAAAGAUUAGAUAUUCUAGAUCUAUAUACAACUGAAAUGUUUGAUGAAGAACUUUUUCUAGCCAGAAGAUACAUGGUUCCAUGGCGAUUUCGUCUAAACAGAAAAUUAUCAGAAAAAUGGAAGUUAAUCUACCAAAAGGUGAUGUACGAAGAGUUUCUUGUGUCACUUGAAGAAACCUUAGCAGAACACUAUCAGAAUCAUGAACACAAGAUACUAUUAGACUCACUAUAUGAUGACAAAGAGAUUAAUAUUGACAGAUCCAACAGUAUUGCAGGCCAAGUUGUAUGUAACACAAAACCGGUUGUUGGCCAAGCUACUUUGUAUUGUAGCCGCUUGAACAAAACCACGAUUAAAAGUGAUUCCCGUGAACAUGUUAACAAGACCAUUGCUAUAGUAGCCAGUGACACAAGUGAAACUGUACACGUAAGCAACGAUUUGGAUCAUCCAACUGUAUUAACAGUAAAUGAUAAAGAUGGCUAUGAACUCAGUCCAAACAAAGGUGAAUUGUUUCAGACUUUGAGACCCUUGUCAGAAAGUUGUGCUCUCGACAUUCAUAAAAUGCCGAGUGGAGGCAGUCAGAGAGACAAAGGUUGCAGGCAAGACAUGUCUCAUCUAAAGAAAACACGUCUUGCACCAUCCCAUUUACAAAAGAGACUUGAUGAUAUUAUUGGAAUCUAUCAGGCCAGGGAAAGUAUAUCAGAUGUAGUGAAAAUGCGAACAUUACAACGACUUGAAGACUUAAAGAAGAAGAUUGAAGUAACCGAGCAAUCAAAUAAAUUAAUUCAAGCUUUACGAUCUGCUCAUGCACAACAUCGUGUUGCUAAAUAAUGUCUUUUUUUUAUCUAAUCAAAAAUUUAAAAAUUCCAUGACCAUCAUUAAUAUGCUAAGUCAAUAUAUAUCUACAGGACUGAAAGCAGGACUUCUACCAACAAUACCUGCAAUACAUAUAUAUAUAUAUAUAUAUAUAUAUAUAUAUGUGACACCGGAACGUUCGGCUGCACACUAGGCAGAUUAUUUCAGCUGGAGCUAGUGUCAUUGGCCUGGCUUUUCUUUUCUUAUACAAUAUCUUAUAGUAUAAAGCUGAAAGUAAGAUGUAUGUAUGGUACGCAUAGAAAUCAAAACAGAAGAGGAGUAAUUGUGUUUAGGAAUUUAAUACUAAUUAUAUUUCAGGUGCUGUCUUAUCAACUCACUCUGUGGUCUGUCUGGUAAAAUAUUUGUAUACGUUAUUUCUCCAACCCCUUUUUUUGGAUCAUGUUAAAACUUUACAGAAUUAUUUGCUAAAUCUAACAAAACAUGUGUCAAUAAAAAAUUAAACAAUUAAUAAAUAAAUUAUUGGUAAUUAAUUAUUUUGUUCGGUAUCGAAAGAGGAGAAAUGAAUUCUUCUUAUUAAGAGAUAUGGCUGUAGAUGUGGAGAUAUUUCACUUAUUACGUUUUGUACACGUUUUUUCUCCCACUUCUCAUUCUCGGGUGAAUCUGAAAUUUUGCGUGAUCUACUAGAUCUAUAUAUAAGCGAAAAUACCACUGAUCUUUAAUCUAUCUCUUAAACUAUCGUACGUAUCCGCAUCAAUUUUCGUACACAGGUUCCUUUUACCUCUAAGGUGCUCACUAAGAAUGCUUUUUGACAGAAACGCAUCCUGACCGCCGCAAUUCGAGAAAACCACAAGUUCUAUCAAACCUUUUAUUUUAUUUUCGGUAUUUCCCCAAAAGGCCGCAUUCUAAGUAGAAAGCAUAAAUAGAAAUAUUGCACUAAUAGGGUUUGUUGCUGAACAUAAAAAUUAUAUAUGUGUCAGACGCGAAUAGCCCAAUUUUCAGUAAAAGAAAUUACAAAAGUCAUUUCUCUAUAGAAGAAGUUACGAAGGCUAUAUAAAAUACAACCACAGACCUAUAUAUACUACAAUAAAUAUAGGUUUUUGAUUGCUAGUUACGAUUUAUUUAGGUAGGUGCUGUUUUACUAUUACAUACCAAGUAUUAGAGUUUAGAAAAACCCAGGUUUGUUUCUUGUGCAACGCUAUUAGCUAACACCUCAUAUCAUCUCUCCAUUAGUAUAUUUAGAUCUAUAAUCUAAUUCUAGUCUAGAUCUAUUUAUAAAAAUCGAAUAGAUCUAGUAAUAGUAUAGAUUCUAUCAUGAGACUAGAUUGCCGAGUCUAGCCUAUGCUAUGCCUAUAGUCAGUUUUUAUUAGAAAAAAAGUCUAGACAUUAAUAGAGACUAAAGUUUUUUAAUUAUUAGAUAUAGACAUUAGACAUAGAUCUAAUAAUACUGUAAUACGUUUACUAUACUCUAUACUUAAUAUACUAAACUAGAGAUCUAUCUAUAGAUCUAUCUAUAAUCUAGUCAAUCUAGAUCUAUACAAUAUUCAUUAUAAUACUUCUACUUAUAAUGACUUAUUUAAUAAGUUAGUACUUAGACUUAGAUCUAUUAUAGUUUAUUAAUAGAUUUACUUUUCAAUGCCUAGACCUAAUAAUAAAAUUGCUAAUGAUGUCUAAUGACUGAUUUUUUUUAUAGUAAUAGGCCUACUAGAUCUAGGUCUAGACUCCUCUUAAAUCUAGUCUAAAAUAAUGACUGUCUAAGACUCUAGAUGAUUGAGAAGUUCACAUAGAGGUGUUUUUAAUAAUACAGCAUGUCGGCUGAAAGUAUAUAAAGUGCUUUUUUUUUUGUAAAAAUAAAAAAGAGGCUCCGGUACUCAGUGAUAGAUUGCCUAACUUUCAACUAAUAAUACAUUAACAAUAAACGUUGAAUUACAAGAAAAGUUAUCAUUUUUCCCGACAUUGAAAAAAGGUGCCGGUACCCCGUACCGGUGCGUACCGUCACAAAAAUAUAUGUAUAUAUCAAUCUUCUUUCAUUUAAUUUUUUUGCGGGGUUAUUGCUACUUAAUACAUUGAUACCGGAUCGAUUUAAAUAGGGCCUAAGUAUACAAGCAGGAUUUCGAGCAUUGGAUAAAUUUAUUUUUUAAGUACAAAGUUUUAUGGAAGAGGCAAUAUAUUAGUUGUUUGAAGUUUGUAACUUCUUAAAUUCAGGCUAAAAAUAUCGAAGCCUACAUUUUUACACUCAUUUCUAAACAAUUAGAAGAGAUGGACUGACUCAUAGUGUAGCUUGUGUACAUCUGCAAAAACACAAACUCACAGACUUUCAAAACUAUUAAAAGAAAAACUUAGUGAUUAUUUUACUGUAUAAUUCUAUUAUUAUUCCUUUUUAGAAUUAGAAUAUAAACAAAAAUUUGCCAUAUGACUUUAUUUAACAGAAAAAAAAUUAAACUUACGUCUAUUUAUGCGGUUAUUUAUAGUUACCAAGUAAUAUAAAAUAUAUUGAACUAACACGUACAUUCAUCAUAAUGCAGCCGUUUAUGAACAUAGCAUUAUUUAGGACCAAUAUUUUACAAAGGCAGCUUGAAGAAAUCAGGUAUACCCAUUUGGAGAAAAACGACCACUUUACUCAAGAAAAAUUUAAGAAACUAGAACAGACACAAAAUAAACAGUGGCAUUCAUAACAAAAGAAUAUUCAAAAUUGAUUAGAGUAAUCUUUAAAGUUUAAAAUCACUACAAUUUUUUUCAACAAUUAUUUUGUGUAUGAAAUUGUGUAUCGGAAAAUGCCGGGUACAUGAAAUAAGCUAGUCCUAAAAAAACAACACAGAUCUUGGGUAAAAUACUCAUCAAAUAAAGUACUGUAAAUGUGUAGUUUCACGCGCUAGUUUCAGGUCUUUUCUUUUUAUAGCCUCUAUCGGGUUAUAUCCCAACUACCCGUAUUUUUGUGCAGAAUUUUUUUCUCUAUCAGGUACACUUAAAAUUAUAGCAUAAUAAUGUCAGUUUAAUUUAAAAAGAGAACUGAAAAAUACAAAGAUAUAUAGGGAAAAAAGCGACUUCCGGCCCAAUACUUUUUAAUCAAAGAAACGAAACGGACUAGUCCAACAAACCCUAUUUAAUAUUUUAAAGUAACUUUUUUUUUCUUUUCCAUAAUUCAUUUAUUUUUAGCGGCUCCCGUAAGGGGAAAAAGCCGCUAUUAGGUUUGUUAAAUAUGUCCGUCGGUCCGUCUGUCGGUCUGUCACACUCAGAUCUCGAAAACUAGAAGAGAUAUAAAAAAUAUUAUUUCACCAUUAAAUGCGGCUUGAAAAGUUUAGGUGCAACGACUACUUUUGGUUUUCUAAAAGCAAACCGUCUAAUUUAUAAAAUUAAUUAUGCAAGCGAUUUUUUUAAUAAAAAUACACCAAUUCUAAAACAAUUACGUAAAUGUAAGGGAGGCAAUGUUACAAUAUGCAGUUUUGGAUAUUCUCAGCAUCACAAAGUCAAAUAUAUUUAUAAAAUGUACAAGAAAUGUUUACAACUGUCACGUACACUAUAUCAGUAGUUAGCCAUAGUCUAUAUUUAGCUUGUCGGCAGAAUUUUAGCUACCUCGGGAUUUUCUAUCACUAAAUAAUGUUUUGAAAUGGAUAUGAUUGGUUUGAGAUGUUGAUUGUUGUACACUGAGCUGCAUUUAUUGGUCAGAUUUUAACCAAGCGGCAGAGAGAUAUUUAGUCACAUGACAAAAAGGCCCAAGCUUUGUAAGCUGAGAGAUAUUACCGCCAGUCUUGUGCGGAAAGUGUUAGAGAUAACAUGUACUAGAGUCUAUGUUAGAACUCAUGAAAGAAAACAUAAUUAUAUUAUUGUGUAGAUUACUGUAGAUCAUUUAUUCUAUUCAAGUACAUUUAACCAUUGUAAUUAUUUGUGAAUAGCUUUUCCAAGUUUUGAAUUAAAGUAUUUGGUUAGACGAAGAGAAGUUUCUUCAUUGAAUACAUAAUGAUAUACUUAGAUCGUCUUGUCAACUAGUAACUUCUAGAUGAUCAUCUAUCAACUAGCAACUUCUAAAUGAUCAUCUUAUCAACUGACGAUUUCUAAAUCCUCGGCAACCACGGUCAUUGAUAGAGCAAUAUAGAUCAAGAUAAUCUUCAACGUGACAUCUAACAUCAUAAAAGAUCGUAACAUCUGACACCAUUUAUGAUCGUGACAACAACAAAUAAAAAUAAUAGUUAAAGGUGUUUUUUCUGGUCAACUAGCUGCUAAAAUUAUAAGAAAACAUUUCUGUUUGUUUAUAAAGGCUAAUAAUGCACUUUGUAUGUAAAUAUCACGCACACUUUUUAAAAUUGACUUUUUAUGCAGCAAACUUUCGUGCAGUAGCGUAACGUCGCAACAUGUGUUGAUGCUAAACCAAUUCUUUAAAUUUAAAAAAAAAAUCAGGAUUAUUUUUUUUGUUUAGUGCCCCCCGAAUAAAAGAAGCUUAUUUUUGUGCAUUUUUUUCUGUUGGUUGGUCUGUCCGUCACGAUUAGAUUAACAAAUAACACUAAAGGCUAUUGUGAAUCUGAUUUAACCUUAAAAUUUUCAUUCAGGAAUAUUGCAAUAGUUUUAAGUAUCUAGAAUAGAUUGUUCCGGAUGUUUUGUGAAAAACAAAUCAAUGCCAACGAAUAUUUGUUUGCUCUUCUAACUUAUAUUAGAUUUUAUUUCCAUACUUAAACGUU
Biomphalaria glabrata is the source of this 5876-nucleotide messenger RNA. RefSeq lists its product as uncharacterized. NCBI's taxonomy places the organism in Eukaryota, Metazoa, Mollusca, Gastropoda, Planorbidae. The record is from RefSeq and is a predicted model, not a curated record. The coding region runs from base 430 to 1221 and encodes 263 amino acids. The transcript is spliced from 4 exons.